Messenger RNA from Xiphophorus couchianus (Monterrey platyfish), 2118 nucleotides. RefSeq names its product pleiotropic regulator 1 (gene plrg1). Bases 150 to 1685 code for a protein of 511 amino acids. Gene Ontology annotation, molecular function: protein binding. The transcript has 15 exons. The record is from RefSeq and is a predicted model, not a curated record. Gene Ontology annotation, biological process: mRNA splicing, via spliceosome. Gene Ontology annotation, cellular component: precatalytic spliceosome; Prp19 complex; catalytic step 2 spliceosome. NCBI's taxonomy places the organism in Eukaryota, Metazoa, Chordata, Actinopteri, Cyprinodontiformes, Poeciliidae.
UGUAUUCCCUCGACAGCUCGUAUGUUUAUUUCCGGGGUAUCUGCGUUGCUUGUGUUAGUUCGCACACUUGUGUGUCGAAUAUUUGGACUAGCUACCGGGUUUAAUUUCUAAGAAAUAAGUCCAUAUUUUGCUGUAUAUUUAUCACCACAAUGACGGAGGAAGUGCAGAAGCACUCUGUCCACACUCUGGUCUUCAGGUCUCUGAAAAGGACUCAUGACAUGUUUGUCUCUGACCAUGCUAAGACCAUCGCUCUGGAUGAAGAUAGCCACAGAAUGAAGAUGGGCGUCAAGCUGAAAACAGAGUACGCUCCGGUUUUGCACAUGCCUGUUGUGAAGGAGGGCAGAGCUUCACAGCUUUCAGCAGGCCAGGAGCUCCACCAGGGCUACGCCCAUCCAGGAGAUGAAGCAGAAUAUCUGAUCACCGGGACACAUGCUUAUCCCUCGGGACCUGGAAUGGCUUUGACUGCAGACACAAAGAUGCACAGGAAUCCCAGUGAGGGAGGCGUCAUCUCCAUGGCGCUGGCAUUGCCUCCCUCACAAGUCCGGCAAGAGGCAAGUCGGACUGCAGCCAGCGUUGCAGAAAUCCAUCGACACGCAGGAGGAGCGGACAGAGUUCACCCUCAGUCCACUGCUGUGUCCCUGCUGGAGGGUGGAGGCACCAGAAACUCUGCGCUCAUGAGGAGAGCACCAACGAUGCCCAAACCACAGUGGCAUCCUCCAUGGAAACUGUUUCGGGUCAUCAGCGGUCACCUGGGCUGGGUGAGGUCCAUAGCUGUGGAGCCUGGGAACCAGUGGUUUGUCACAGGAUCUGCUGAUAGAACUAUAAAGAUCUGGGACCUGGCCAGCGGGAAGCUGAAGCUGUCGCUGACGGGCCACAUCAGCACGGUGCGCGGCGUGGCGGUGAGCAGCCGCAGCCCCUAUCUCUUCUCCUGCGGGGAGGAUAAGCAGGUCAAAUGCUGGGAUCUGGAGUACAACAAGGUGAUCAGGCAUUACCAUGGACACCUCAGUGCCGUGUACGAUUUGGAUCUACACCCAACGAUUGAUGUGCUGGUGACAUGCAGCAGAGACGCUUCAGCCAGGGUUUGGGACAUCAGGACAAAAGCAAACGUUCACACACUCACUGGCCACACCAACACUGUCGCCACAGUGAGGUGUCAGGCUACUGAACCACAAAUCAUCACAGGCAGCCAUGAUUCAACCAUCAGACUGUGGGACCUGAUCGCUGGAAAAACCAGAGCGACUUUGACAAACCAUAAAAAGUCUGUCCGAACUCUGGUGCUGCACCCCAGGCAGUACACCUUUGCUUCAGGAUCAGCUGAUAACAUCAAGCAGUGGAUGUUCCCAGAUGGCAGCUUCAUCCAGAACCUCUCUGGCCACAACGCCAUCAUCAACACACUGGCUGUCAACUCUGAUGGUGUUUUGGUGUCUGGAGCUGACAACGGAACCAUGCACAUGUGGGAUUGGAGGACAGGCUACAACUUCCAGCGGAUCCACGCCGCCGUGCAGCCCGGCUCGCUGGAUAGUGAGUCGGGAAUCUUCGCCUGCAUGUUCGACCACUCCGAGAGCCGGCUGAUCACCGCCGAGGCUGACAAAACCAUCAAGGUUUACAAAGAAGACGACACGGCUACUGAAGAAAGCCACCCGAUCAACUGGAAACCAGAAAUCCUCAAGAGAAAAAGAUUCUGAAGAUUUUGUUUUUUUUAUUAUUUCCCAUCCAUCAGAUUUUGUUUUGGUUAGACAAACUGUUUCAUUUGUGAGACUUUAACCAAACCAGUCCCAUCUUGGCUUCCAUUAUUCUAGAAACCAUGUACAGUCACCACUGAAUGUUUCCAGACCAGUCAGAACAUCCUGCUGGAGAGCCAGGAACUUCCAGAGUAGUUCCUGAUGAGCGCUCGGUUCCGUCUCCUCCACUCUUCAGGUGUAAGCUUUAUUCCCUCUGAUGUGGCAGAAGCCAGGAAAUGCUCAGUGCUGAUUACUAGUUGUACAUACAUAAAAACUUUCCUUUGUUCCUACAUGAUCUGAGCUUUAUUUUGCUCUGUUUCAUUAAAGACUGUUUUUUUUUUUUUUACAAACAUGUUUGCUUUUUAAAUAAAGGUUCUCCACCUCCUGGGAUAAAGUG